This is a messenger RNA of Diachasmimorpha longicaudata, 3323 nucleotides long. It is a transcript of the gene fzr, whose product is annotated as fizzy-related. Gene Ontology annotation, cellular component: anaphase-promoting complex. Bases 358 to 1812 code for a protein of 484 amino acids. The record is from RefSeq and is a predicted model, not a curated record. NCBI's taxonomy places the organism in Eukaryota, Metazoa, Arthropoda, Insecta, Hymenoptera, Braconidae. The transcript has 2 exons. Gene Ontology annotation, molecular function: ubiquitin ligase activator activity; anaphase-promoting complex binding; protein binding. Gene Ontology annotation, biological process: positive regulation of anaphase-promoting complex-dependent catabolic process; anaphase-promoting complex-dependent catabolic process; positive regulation of ubiquitin protein ligase activity.
UUAGCGUGGUGAGUCAAGCCACCAUCGCAGGCCGCAGUAUCGUGAACGUUUCCUCGUCUAAAUCAGUCUCCAUUAGAAAUUCUACCAAAAAAAAAACUAGCAAGAGAUCCAAGGCAAAAACUACCCUAAAUCUUCAAAAUCUCGCCAGAAAAAAAAAUUAACAAAUAAAUAAUCGCCCUCUUUCAUCACAAAUGACCGUACAAAAGGAAUAAACCUCUCGAAGUGAUUUAAAUGCAAGUGUGAUUUGUCGAAUAUGUGAUAGUGUGUGUGUGUGUGUCCCAAGGCCCCUAUACAGAACAAAAAUCUCAACGUUGAACCCAGCCCUCAAAGCUCUUUAAAAAUUAAACUCCCCUCGCCAUGUUUCACCACGAGUACGAAAAACGUCUCUUGAAACCCUGCAACGAGGGAAAAAGAGACUCUCAGUUGACUGCCAUGUCCCCCAGCUAUUUAUCACCAACAAAGUCGACGAACAACAGUUACGAUCGUUUUAUUCCAACGCGUUCCGGUAAUAAUUGGUACACGACAUUUUCCAUGAUCUCGGAGAACAGUCGUAGUGGACUGGUGCCGAAAAAAACUCGUGAAAAUGGCGAGGGUAGUCGCGAUGGCAUAGCAUAUUCGAGUCUUCUGAAGAAUGAGUUACUGGGGGCAAAUAUCGAAGAUGUCAAGAGCCAGUCUGAAGAGCGAGGGAUAUAUUCAGUCCUCCAGGGUAGGAAUUUGUUCAAAUACACGACACCCACCAAGGACAGAACAUUGUUGGACCAGAGCAGUCCGUAUUCUCUGUCGCCAUUGAGUGCCAAGAGCCAGAAGCUUUUGAGGUCACCCCGAAAGACGACACGAAAAAUAUCAAGAAUUCCCUUCAAGGUUCUCGAUGCACCCGAAUUACAGGAUGACUUCUACUUGAAUCUAGUGGACUGGUCGUCGCAGAAUGUACUUAGUGUUGGCCUCGGGAGUUGUGUGUACUUGUGGUCGGCGUGCACCAGUCAAGUUACUAGACUCUGUGAUCUGUCUGGUGAUGGUAACUCUGUGACUUCAGUCGCCUGGAAUGAGAGGGGAAAUUUAGUAGCUGUUGGAACACAUGUGGGCUAUAUUCAGGUUUGGGAUGUUGCGGUUAACAAGCAGGUUGCCAAACUGCAGGGCCACAGUGCUCGCGUAGGAGCAUUAGCGUGGAAUGGUGAAGUGCUGUCAUCGGGGAGCCGUGAUCGAUUGAUUCUCCAGCGAGACGUGAGGACACCGUGCAUCGUGGGAGAGAGAAGGCUAGGGGCACACAGGCAGGAGGUCUGCGGUCUAAAAUGGUCGCCAGACAAUCAGUAUCUGGCCUCUGGGGGUAACGACAAUCGUUUGUAUGUGUGGAAUCUUCACUCGUUGUCACCAGUUCAAACCUACACCGAACAUCUCGCUGCGGUCAAGGCCAUUGCCUGGUCACCCCAUCACCAUGGACUGCUCGCCUCUGGCGGAGGGACUGCUGAUCGCUGCAUCAGAUUCUGGAAUACACUCACUGGCCAGCCUAUGCAGUGUGUCGACACUGGAUCUCAAGUAUGCAAUUUAGCUUGGUCUAAACAUAGCUCUGAACUCGUCAGCACACAUGGGUAUUCCCAGAAUCAAAUUCUUGUCUGGAAGUACCCGAGCUUGACGCAGGUUGCCAAACUCACUGGACAUUCUUAUAGAGUACUUUAUCUUGCUAUGUCACCGGAUGGAGAAGCUAUUGUCACUGGCGCUGGAGAUGAGACACUCAGGUUUUGGAAUGUUUUCAGUAAAGCCAGAAGUCAGAAGGAGAACAAGUCUGGCCUCAAUCUUUUUACUUCGAUUCGGUGAAUUUCAUCCCAAUUUCGUCGUUUUUAACGGUGAUUUGGUAAACUGCUUGAUUUCCAUUAGAUUUUUUAAAUUGAAAAAUGGAAUUCACAAAUUUUGUUUAUAUUUACUUUUUUGAAAUGUUUAUAUGUACAUGAGCUGCAUAGUAACUGUCUUCGUUUCAAUCUGUGGAAAAUUGAUUUGGAAAUCAUUUUAGUCACUUGAAUUCCUGAAAUUCAAUGAAUAAAAAUCACUUUUCCACCUUUCUCAAUCGAUGUUAAAUGAAGACUUUCAAAACCUGGGAAUAUUUUUUUCGUUGCAAAAUGCUUUCCUGUAAUAAUUCCACAAAAUUGAAGCAUUAAAAUUAAAAUUAGUUUUUUUAGAUUUCAUAGGCAUUCAAAAAUUUUAAAAUUGGAAUUUUCCAAUUUUUUUCAUUUACAUUUUUUUUAUGUACAUGUAGUACAUAUGCAUUCCCCUGAAUUUCUACAAUUCAAUGAAUAAACAUUAAUUUUUGAUCCCUCUCAAUCAAUAUUAACCAAAAAUUUUGAAAUUCCGAGUAAUUUUCUAAUAACCACACUUGUUGCCGUAAUAAUUCCACGAAAUUAAAAAAAUUAGAGUCCGCGAUAAUUGAUUUAACAACAGCGCUCUAGCUAUUAACAUACUUCCAUUUUUUUGUGACUAAAUGGCAAUGGAAAUUUACACAGACAUUUCCAUUUCAAUUUUUGGAGUUAUCAUCAAUCUAUUCAAGUCAUUUGUACAAAUUUAAAUCGUCAAAAGGAACAAGAGACAAUGAUUGCGAGUUUAUUAUUUAUAACAAAGAUGAAAUUAUAUUGAUAUAUAUCCAUAUUAUAAUAUAUAAUUAUUAUUUACUAACCAAUUGCGUGGGUGUGUGAGUGAAGAUUGAAAUGAAUCUGUAGAUUUAUAAAAAAUGAGAGCAAGAAAUAGUUUAUUUCUUCUCUGUGUACGAUUCGAGUAUUUUUCUUGUGGGAAGCGAUGUCGAGUGAAUGUAUUGAACAACGUAUGUCCCUCGACAGUGCAAUCAUUAAAAAAAAUGUAUAAAUAUUCGGAAAUAGAAGCAAAGAAAAAGAUCUGUUCUCUUUGGGUGAAAGAGUGGUCCUGAUAGCUUUUUUGAAAUAUUUUCAAGUGACUAUUAAUCGUUUAUAGGUAGGAUUAACAAACGUGCAAAAUUUACUUGUUUUGUAUGUCUUAGGGACAUGUAUUUCUGCUUGAUAAUGAGUUUGUUUUCGAUUAUCACACCGAGUCUUGUGUCGAUCGAUUACAAUACCUGAUAUAACGGUUUUGGAUCAGUUUAAUAAAUCAUUGCAGUGGAUAAUUGUACUGGUCAUGUAGAGUGUAAUAAGAACUCGAUAGCAACAUGCAUUUAUCCAGCAUUAAACUUGAGGAUACGAACAACAUGUAAAUUAAUACAAGAGGGGAUAUAAGCGAUAAAAUACAUAAACUUAGUUUAUGUCUAAGUUGUUUUAUACGUAAGGGAAGGCAAAUUAUAUGAAAUAUAGUACAAUGCAAAAAGUAAA